AUGCUUAUGCAUGUGCUUGCGGUCUUAAUUCCAGUCGCUCCAUGUGUUGUAACUUCUGGUAACAAUCCACUUGUGGACUUGGGCGUGCUCCGGUGUCAUCGAUACAAGUUCAAGAUUAAGCAUCGUGUCAGCAGUGCUGCUCACGAAGCCUCACAAAGGGGUUUCACCAUUCGCGGCAAGGCUGUCAUUUCAGGCGGUACUGAUUGUACCUAUGAGCUCAAGUUGGAAGAUGUCGAAGCUUUUGAGGUGACAUCUGACGGCUCCCAAAUUGCCAAGCCAACUACGGCUGCCAUUCUGCAGGCCAAAAUAGCCUACUUCGGUUUCGAGGAGGGGACAGUAACUGGAUUCUGUCCUGCAGAGACAGAUGAUCCCUUCGCAUGGAAUGUGAAGGCAGCCAUUCUCUCACACCUGCAGGCAGACUUAAAGUCGUUGAAACUGCCCUCAGAAUCAGUUGAAGAAGACAUUUCAGGAAGAUGUCUGACUCGAUAUGAGGUUGUGAGUAGUGACGAAGAGGGGAUUACUUUUGAAAAACACAAGCCCACUGCUGGAUGCGCUGACAAGUACGACCUCAUCACCCGCCUUGACGGUGUUUCUGAUGAAACUCCCUCCGAGUUAUCGAAAUACAAAAUGCUGAAUGGAGAACAGGAAUGCCGAGUGUCCUUAAAAUACAACAAACCGAUCUCUGAGAUCUCUUGCAGGGAGUGGUUUGUCGUAAAUGGUCCGGUCGACUACCAGUGGAAGAAACUGAAUGACAUUGAGGUGAUAACCAGGUUGAAACUUAUUUCUUCAAAGUCGUCUGGAUCUCUUACUAUCGAUAGAUCCCAAUCCUAUGUACUCACUAGCUUACGCCACCGAGAAAGCUAUGUUGGGUCCAAACCACAUCAAAUUGUGGCAUCUGAAGGGGUGAUGCAAAUGUUGAAGGAUGUCGCUGCAGAGAAGAGGACUGCAAACGCUCGAGAUUUCCUCAUGCUUGUCGAAUACAUGCGUCGGUGCACAAGCACGAAGUUUAAUGCUUUAAAGGAGUUUUCCUACAGUGAAACAGCUCUAGGUCUGCUUUUUGAUGCCGCAGUUCAUGCGCAAACUGAAGAAUCAGUCGAAUUUCUCGAAUGGUGUCUUGGUGCGACUCACUUCACCUUCCCAGUCGGUCAUAUGAGCUUCCUUCCCAGCCCUUCUCUAAACUUUAUCAAGAAAGUUGAGCAAACCCUCUCAAAGUCAAGCCACAAAAUCCUUACAAUGGUGGCCUCAAAUCUCCUGCGAACCUACUGUAAAACACAUUCUCAAUGCGAGGAGGAAGAGGGUGUGAAAGAGGUCAUGAGAAGCCUUGAGUCGAGGGCGCUCAAUUAUUGCAAAUUUGGUCAAGCCGAAGAUUUCAGUAAGGUUCUGGAUUCCCUGAGGGCAAUCUCGAAUCUUGGAAGGGUUAGCGAUAAGUCGUCCGUGUAUCCCGCACUAGCUGGAUGUUUGAAUUCGCCUACCGAGCACGACCUGAUUAUUCGUGUAACUGCUGCUGAGGCCUUUCGUGGAUUCCCUGAAGAUUCGGACGUCGAUGAUAUCCUGUUGAGGGUCUUUACGAAUUCUGAUGAAGAUGUAGAAGUGAGAAUUCAGGCCUACCGCUCAUGGGCUCGACACCUUACUCAAGAAAAGCUCGCUCAGCUGCAUUUUCUCGAACAAGAACCUGAUAAACAGGUCACAUCCUACAUUUUGAGCCAUCUGAGUGGAAUACGCAACUCUAAUAACCGCGCCAAGCAGGAGGAAUCUCUUCUGCUAGCAAAUGUUGACACUCAACUAAUGAGGAUGGUUGAGAAUCACACGCCAAAUAUCUUUAAACAAUCCUUCUAUAAGGAAAAGCAUGUGGCAGGGAGUCAGUUUGGUGGAGGUGUGGACGCGACAGUUGUCUACGGUCCACAAGGCAUCUUACCCCGUUACGUGGAUCUCAAUUUCACUCUCGACGUCCUGGGCUACUCAGUCAACGUUCUUGAGCUUGCCUAUCACUCUGUUUACUCAGAGAGCUUAACAAACUAUCUCUACGGCUCUGGAGAUAAACAUUCCUUCAGUAGGGAGAGGAGUGGAAUAGAUGCUUUGCCUAAGGCUGCUGAGACGUAUGGUCGAUGGAGCCCGGUUGACAAUAGAUCGAGGUUGUCAGUGCGACUGUUCGGUCGCGAUCUCAGCUACAAUGAUGACAUUGAAAACCCCGAUCAGUUGGCGCGGCUCUUUGAAACACGACCCGAUUUCAUGGGAAUCAACGAGACUGUAGCAUUCUCAACAGUCGGUGGAAUUGUCGUGCAAAUCAACCAUCUACUGGCCAUACAUCAGGACAUUACGUAUUACCAUGGACUGAAUGCCAAAUACGGGAUCAAUGUUUUCUUAGACGCCGUGCGUCUGGUCGAAGUGGGACUUAACGCAAAUGAGGGGCUUCUGGGUUAUUCCACUGAAGAUGGGGUCCAAGUGAAUGUGCCGAUUAUCGUCACCAUUGACCUCCUGGAUCGGAUCAGGGAAUUGACGGGAUUUGAGGUUGGACUCUUUGGUGUGGACUCUAAAAUGACUGCAUUCAAAAUAAGCCGAUCUGUGAAGGCUAUUUCUCCAGCUGGUGAGACCUCGGCAAUUUUAUCAGGAGGGGAGUCUCAAUUACUGCGCAGCUCACCAUCCCUUCUUAAGACACUAAUUGGUCUUGACGCAAGCCUGAGUUCACUUCGAGAUCCCUCCACUGGUCUGAUCACGGGCUAUGCUGUGGAGGUGGAACGCUUCGAUGGUCUAUUCGUUAGCUUUAUCAAGGAGAAGCCGAGCUUUUCCGGUCUCUUUCAGUCAGUGAAGUUUGAGGUCAAGCGCUACAGUGUCAAAAGGUCGGGCUUCUUGGGAUCGAGGGAGCUCAUCAAGUUUAACUACUUGACUCGUGAAAUGAAGAGCGAGUGGUUCACCUUGGCCACCCUUAAAAUGCCCUGGAAUAGCACAUACAGUUGCUUAGUUAACUACAAUUCAGAGGGUGAAUUUGCUGGAGAGCUGAAUAUUGCCGGCUGGGAAGCAAAUAUCACUGGGAAUGUGAAACAAGUCGGGUCCUCCGAUCAUGAAGUCACAGCCCAGUUUAUUCGUCCCGACUUCAGUUUGUCGGUGAAUUAUCAGGUCACAGUUGGAAAGAUCUACAUCCUGGCUGCCGAAUCAACUAGCAACAUUUUACCGUUUAUAUUCAAGUCGAGUACUGAGUUCGCUACACCUACCCAAGUGAAACACACAAGUGAACUACAGUUGCCGACAUAUAAGAAGGCGAUUCUACUCGAGAUGCAAAUGAACUGGGCACCGAGGAAUUAUAUUGCUUUGUUUAGUCUCCAAGUUGAUAAGGAAAAUACCAAGAAAAAGUGGACGGGUAAAGCCGUCGCGAUCAAUAAUCUUGGUGUUCCUCACCUACUGUCUUAUACGCCUAUCUACAACUAUUCCUUAUUCUUGUCUGUGAAAAGUGGUCAAGCUCAAAACACCUGGGCUUUGGGUUCCUCGGCUAUGCGGAUAUCCGAGGACAGCUCUUCGUGGAUUAUCGACACGCAGCACUGGAUCCACGUCUAUGAAGCUGGGCUUAGAGUGGGCUACAAGAGACGGCCAUCCCAUGUUAAUGGAUUCACCUAUACACUCGACGGUGUAAUGAAGAGAAAUAAAAAGCUUCUCCUGAAAAUCAGUGGCCAUUUGAGCACGGAUGCCUUUGUUGUGACUGAUGGACACUUCAAUGCAAGUCUUCGUCACCCUCUUGUGUGUCAGGGCAAAUCUGGCAAGAUAAGUAUGUACUUGGACAAUGAUGGAUUUGAAAAGAGACUCGAGGGUGAAGUGCUCUGUGGUGACAAAUGGGUUUACAAAUUCAAGGAGAGCAUUGAUGUUGACAAGUACCACCAGUCUCUUCACCUACUCAGUGCUAACGGCUUUGAGUUUCGCAUAGAGUCGCCUUAUACUCUGCAAUUUGUUGAUGGGAAAAUCCGAGUAUCUGUGAACUCAAGUGUUUACAUUGGAACUGAACAUCGCUAUGAUGUGUACAGAAGUUUUGAUAUCUCCCAAAGUGAACUAGAUGAUUGGUCUUAUGUAAAGAGAAUUUCUGACGGUGCAACAGUAGCCACAACCGCACUGGUCCUAUCAAAUGCCCCCAAGUUCCGCUUGCAAGUGGAUCUGCCAACCAUAAGAGGAUUUUCGCUUGAUUCUGGCUUCGAAGUGGAAAGAGGUGGCAAGACUGCAAUUGACGCCAGAGGCUUAUUGAUAGUGGAUUCUUUGAAACGUGGCUUUGAAUUCUACAUUUCAAGUGGAUUAGGCCGAUUCUUUUCGAUCACCUUUAAGGGCUCUGUUCAUGGUCUGGUAGCCAAUAAAUCAACCACCGUAAAACUGAAUAUUCAAAGCGAUUUAAAAGAUCUUGAACAGGUAGAUCUAUUCGUUCGGACUCACCUGGAUGACGAAUUCAAGUUCAAGGUAAUAAAAAGCUGUGAGAAGGAUAGAUUCCUCUAUAAGACACAGGUUUCCUGGACUUUCACUGAUGAGAUAUUCAGAGUAGAGCAACAAGGUGAAUGGAACGAAAAUCGAGCAACGCCGCCAGGAAUGCCUUUCCGCUACGGCAUCAGCCGCACAAUGAACCCGCACACUAGAGGUGGUGAAAUUCAGAUUUACGCUGAGGAUACCAACAUGGGGAAAGCUUUUGGCUACGAGAUGCUUGAGGGUUUGUACAUGUACGAGAUGGAGGAUGCCAAAGGAGGUUCCCUUGAGCUGGAAGGUUCGCAGGCAACUCUGAAGGCGCAGAUAGACAAAUCUAAGAAAGGUGGAACCGUGGAGAUAUCAUGGGUACUGCCAGAUGACAAUCAAACCGUCAUUGCAGCCAAGGUGAAUUACGAAGUUUGUGCAAAUGGAUUCUUCACCAAUGCGAAUGCCUCCGUGGGAGAGACGCUGGUUCAUCAAGGGAAAUUUGAAGUUCAACGCAAGGCCGAUAUUUGGGAAGUAGAAUUAGAUGCCAGACUUCACGAUUUUGCCUUGGAACUCGAAUACAAAGGUGAGUUCAGUUCGACACCCUCCAUCGACAUGGAAAUUGAAGUCGUUAAGAAAAAAAAGAAAUUACUAAAAGCGGAGGUCGUCGCCACAAAGAAUAAGCAUCCACAUCUCCUUGUUUAUUUCGCACCGGCUCAUACCUUCAAAGGUUUGAAAUGUAUGCGGUUGAAGGUAUCAAGUCAGACUAUGCCACAGGAGAUGGCAAUCGCGAAAUUCGAUGUGAAAGGCUUUUUCAAAACUGAACCGAUUUUGGGCGAUUGUGAGUUUAGUGUGAAGACGGGUGAAGAUUUGCGAUUAAUUGAGACUAGACUUUCCAUCAAGGAGGCCAGUGGAUCACUGCACAAAGAGCGGAGCGUAUUCCGACUUUCUAAAGACGGUUCUGUACUAACCAUUAAUGUAGAUAUUGACUCCCCUUACUUACCAAACGGUCCUAUCAAAGUCUUCACUAUACACAACUGUUCUUUCGGCAGCGAGAUGAACUACGAUUAUGACUUUAAAUGCAGUAAACCAAACAACUACACUCUAGUGUUGAAGAACACGAAGGCAUCUAAGGGUAUUACCGACUAUCUUGUCGCUGGUUUUGAUCGCAUUUCAACUGGGACUACCUUGAUGGAAGUGCAUGUUGAUAGCAAACAUGCUCUUCUCCUCAAUUUCUCCCAUCAUGGUGAAUCUACUGGUGAAGUCAAGCUGACCCUUCUAAUGAACGAUAAAGUAGUGGGGAAAAUAGAAGGGGAUGGAAGUCUUGUCCGCAAUAAUGACGGCUUUACUCUUGAUUUGAAUGGAAAAAUAACCACUGGUAGUGAUUCUAUCGCCUCUAUGAUGUUCAAGAUUUCAAACACGCCCAGUCUGCGAGCUAUCGAUAUGGUGCUCAAAUCAUUGACUGAAUCGCUCGGUGAGCACGAGUUCAUUCUAAAAACUGAUGCAGGCUACCUUCUGAGUCUCCUGCCACACACAAAUAAGGAGGAAGGCUACUCUCAGCUAAAGACCUAUCUACUUCGACUUGAUGAUCACGCAGUGGGUUUUGAACUCGUCAAUCCAUUUUCCUCUAUGGUGACCUUCAGUCUGCCGAGUCUGCCUAUUCCUGUUGUUUUCCGGCUGGCUUACGAUCUGGGGAGGGAGAAGGCUUGGAGAACAGUGCUACAGGUCCACGAGCCGAUUCAAAUUGAGGUGAGAACUCUGCUUGGCUCUAAGGAGGAAGUCUACCUGGCUCUCUCUAACAAAGUCAACAUUAUUGAUACAGUGGAUGAUUUAAGGCUCACCAGUCUUGUUCAAGGUGAGAAGCUGAGCUUUGUCAAGAGUGGAUGCGCUGAUGAAAAGGAAGAUUGCAUAUCAAUUUUGCUAGGCGGUGAUGCUAGCAAGCUAGCUCAACUAAACCUAUUCUUUAGUAUGAUCUUACCAAAAUUCGGACGCAUAGAGUCCAUCAUUGUGGAGACGGAAUUCACAGAAAGGAUUCCACGGGCACUGUUUUUAACGUCAAAAGAUCGAGACAUCGGAUUCGGUGCUUGGGUGGAUCGCGAACAGGAUGCAGUCGUCACAGAAAUAGCAUGGAAUCGUCGACAAGGAAAUCUUUUAUUGGCAACAUUUGGCAAACAGUUCUUUGCUCUCGAAGAUCUUGAAAGACGCAUCGAUUUUGGGAAGGAGGGAAAAGUCUACUACAUACGAACCAAGAAUCUUCGAAGUGGAGCCGUCAUAAAGUAUCUUGAAGGCACUUUCGGAAAUGAUAAUAAAUUGGAGAUUAAUUCGUAUCUGUUAAAGGAACCUGUAACCCUUGCCUUCGUGAAGGAUUCAAAGCGGAAAGCCUUUAGAUUGCACCGAGGACGAGGAGAUGCGUUGUCGACACCAGUGGUAGAGUUGUUGAUUUUUAAAACACCACUGGACCAAUUUCGGACGCAAAUUAUCAUUACACUCAAUCGAAAUGGACGAUCAUUUGUGGUUGACGCAAUUCGUUAUGAAAGUGUCAUUCGAAAAACUAUAAAUUCCACCAUAAGCGUUGAUGGCAAGAAUGGACAAAUGUACUUCGAACGCAUCCCUGGUAAAAGAGUCUAUUUGAACUUCAACAACAACGUGAUCUUUGGGAUGUCACGUGCAUCGCAACCAAACGCAGCUGUGGGCAGCAUUGCACUGCAGUACAGAGAAGGAACAGUGCGAAUGGAGGCGGAGUUCCGCGCCUCAGCGAAUCCCAUGAAGCUUUUUGUCAGUGUGCAAACCGCUCAAGCAGAGGCUGUGUUGCAGGGCAAUGGGUCAAGCUUGCUGAAUAUUGCAGGAAACCUGCAGCACAUUUACAACGAGGGAGAAAUUGUGCUUGACACCGAGCUGUCUACAAAAUUGGACGAACAAAGCGGAGCAUACGAAUUGGAUGGUUACUGGAGGGCUGGAGCUCUAGUUGAGCUUCUGUUUGGUGGAGUGAAAAGCUUGACAGCCUCCAAAAUUCCAGUUUUCAUGGCAGAGUUGGAGGAAAAUCUGAUAAGUCUGGUGGUGGAAGAGGCCAGCGAACUGAAGGAUCUCCUCAAUCAGACGGCAUUGGAGGAGACAUGGCUAUCGACAGUGCAGUAUUUCAAGGACCUGAUAGUGUCUCUUGACGGUCCAUUGGUAAUCGGCCUCGGAAACGUUUCUAACGCUACUCUCGCGGAACGGAUUGAAACAAUACACAAUCAGAUCAUCAGCAAUUUUGAUCCUCGCAAGCUCUACAACCCUGAGAGGGUCACAAAAGUCCUUCAGUCCAUUGACACUUGGGCUCGGAAAUGCGCUAAAGGUGUCAAGAGGGUUGUCAGAUUGUGCUUUUGGAUUCAUCAAAAAACAAUGCAAAGUUUCGUAGCUGGAAUCAGCAAAAAGUUAAACGUCCUGAAAUCCGUCAUUAAGGAUGCCUGUAACACGCUCAACAAUGCCUGUGAUAAGCUUUCUCAGAAUAUAACCGAAGUCAAACAUUUGCGUGAUGGUGUGUCGACAUUCGUUUCGGAGGUGAAGGAAAGUGGUUCAAACGUACUUAAAUGUGGACAGAGAAUGAUGCGGCCCUUGCUUGAGUCCUUCAUCACAAGUUUCUACACCCCCUUCUCGCUAUAUGACAGUGUGGAUGUGAACACCUUCACGACAAAUCUGAGCAAAAUUACAGUGAAUUCCACAGCUUUCCUUCCGCUAUGGCUUCGAACUACCGCUGGCAUCGCGUCCGCAAGGUUUGCGGGCGUCCCUCUCACAGAGAAUGACCUAGAAAGGAGGCUAUCCGAACUCGCCGUAGUUGCAAGCCAACUCAGGGCAGCAAUGAGGACGGUGGCUUUGAUUAGCAAACAACUCCAGCAUCCUUCAAAAUACAAAUCCUGGCUCUUCCUUGAUACAGCGGGCAAAUCUCGCAUAAUUACCUUUGACAAACGCUUGAUAAGCUUUGAAGCGAAUGUAGAUGAAGUUCUGGUCCUGGUCUACGAUGUACUAAGGGAUGAAAUCGCUGUUACUGUUGAAUUUGGUGCAGACGGAGCGCAAUUUACGUACUACAAAAACCAUGCAAGCAUCACUGUAACUGAACAAGGAUCGAUAAAGAAGGAAGGCCGUGAGAGCGACUCAAACACUUUUGAAUUAGUUGGAGGGACUAACUUGACAGUGGAAAGAACUGCUAUCUCCUGGCAACUCCAUGAUGAAGUUCAGGAUAUUACUCUUACCUUCUACCGUCAGGAGCGAAUCCUCCUUCUUGAAGUAGGUCAUCGAUGGCACGGCUUCCUGGAGGGGGCACUGGGACUAUCGCAUCGCAAAGGGCACCCCGAUAUCAUGAUUUCGGACUGGCUGAAGUCAAAAGGACGUCAUAAAAAGUGGUUGAAAAAUCUGCGUGAUUAUUGUCAGGUAGCAGAAUUUAUCAUUAAACACGGUGUAAAGUCGCUGUGUUACAACUGA
This is a messenger RNA of Echinococcus granulosus, 8874 nucleotides long. Its product is annotated as Apolipophorin. The transcript is spliced from 33 exons. Gene Ontology annotation, molecular function: lipid carrier activity. NCBI's taxonomy places the organism in Eukaryota, Metazoa, Platyhelminthes, Cestoda, Cyclophyllidea, Taeniidae. Bases 1 to 8874 code for a protein of 2957 amino acids. The record is from RefSeq and is a predicted model, not a curated record. Gene Ontology annotation, biological process: lipid transport.